CGUUCACACACUCUCCAGUUUCAUCGUAAACAACUGGACAUCUCUCUCUCUCUCGCUCUCUCCGUGCUGUUGCGACAUUCACUCUCGGGGGUCUUGAAAUGGUCGAUUUGCUAUUCCAUAGCGACAUAUGAUCAUUUUAAAAGCUUGUUUUAUGAAUUCAUCCGACUCAAAAACGAGUUUGUGACUGACAGACAGCGGUAUUCAGACAGAAGACGAGACUGCUGUGCUGUGCGCUGGUCGAAAUAAAUAAAUAACAGCUUUCUCCAUUCUGGCUUCUGGCAGUGGACGGUGCGAGAUGCUGCGGCUGCAUUGAUAGAGUUGGUAGAAGGGAUCAACCAGAAGUGACGAGGCAGCCUCAGCCAGGGCUCAGGCUACGAAUAGGAUAAUAACCGAGCACUGAUUGCGAUAGACUGAGUGAACGUUGUUGUAUGACAGACAGCAAGAAGAUGCACUAAGGACCGGAAGAGAAAAUGCUUCGUUUGAGAGUCGAAAUAUGAACGCACAUUCCACUUUGGUUUUCUUUUAUUUGCAGUGAUAUAUUUCCGUGGAUCUGAGCAGUUUAAACAACUUUUCGUUGUCCCUUUUUCCAUGAUAACGGCAGAACCGGGCUUGAUUUACCGGGAAUUUCACCAGGAUCAUGUGGACCCCGACGGAAGAGGAGAAAAUCGGAGUUGUGAUCUGCACGUUUCGAGGGAUCGUGACGCAGGGUCUGUCUCUGGAGAUAGGAGAGACAAUUCAGAUACUGGAGAAAUGUGAAGGGUGGUACCGAGGAUUCUCCACCAGGAAACCCACAAUCAAGGGAAUCUUCCCGACCAGCUACAUUCACUUGAAGAAGGCCAUCGUAACCAACAGAGGGCAGUAUGAGACCGUGGUACCAGUAGAAGACCCCAUAGUGACGGAGGUGACCUCCACUCUGCAGGAAUGGGCCUUGCUAUGGAAGCAGCUUUAUGUGAAACACAAGGUGGACUUGUUCUACAAGCUGCGUCACGUGAUGAACGAGCUGUUUGACCUUCGGAGACAGAUGUUGUCUGGUCACCUGACACAGGACCAGGUCAAAGACGUCAAGAGACACAUCACCAUCCGCCUGGACUGGGGCAACGAACACCUGGGCCUGGACCUCGUACCCAGGAAGGAGUUUGAAAUGGUGGAUGCAGACCAGAUCAGCGUCUCAGACUUAUACAAAAUGCAUCUGUCCAGCAGACACAGUGUCCAGCAAAGCACAACCCAGGCUGACAGUGUGCGUCGGAGCCACGGUGUAGAGCCCUGUCGUAUCCCCGUCCCUCACCACCUGUUCGUCAGCCUGAAGAGCUUCACCUACAACACCAUGGGAGAAGACACAGACGUCUUCUUCUCUCUCUACGACCUCAGGGAGGGGAAACAGAUCAGUGAGAAAUUUAUGGUGAGACUGAACAAGAACGAAGGUCCCAAGAACACAGACAAGGUUGAUCGUUUGUGUGCUCUGUUCACGGAUUUAAGUAAUAAGGACAUGAAGCGGGACCUGUAUAUUGUUUCACAAGUCAUCAGAACCGGUCGGAUGCUGCUGAAUGACUCUAAGAAGGGUCCUCCUCACGUCCAGUACAGAAGGCCGUACGGCUGUGCGGUUCUGGCCAUGAGUGAUGUACUACAGACCAUCUCAGAACUAAAGGAGGAGAAGGACUUUGUUCUCAAAGUCUACACAUGUAACAAUGAGAAUGAGUGGUACCAGAUCCAUGAAAACAUCAUAAGAAAAUCCAGCACCAAGUACACAGCUCCCAGCACCAACUAUGGUCUGAUCAUCUCUCUCCAGCUGCUGAGAGGAGAGAUGGAACAAAUCAGGAGAGAGAACCCUAUGAUUUUCAAUAGGGGCGUGGCCAUUACACGCAAGCUGGGCUUCCCCGAUGUCAUCAUGCCAGGUGACAUCCGUAAUGACCUGUACCUCACCUUGGAGAGAGGAGACUUCGAACGGGGAGGAAAGAGUGUCCAGAAGAACAUUGAGGUGUCUGUUUACGUGCUCUACGCAGACGGAGAGAUACUCAAAGACUGUAUCAGCCUGGGCAGUGGUGAGCCCCACAUCAGUGAACACCGUUCCUUUGUCCUCUACCACAACAACAGCCCCCGUUGGAGCGAGGUGGUUAAACUACCCAUCCCCAUAGACCGCUUCAGAGGGUCACACCUACGCUUCGAGUUCAGACACUGCUCCACCAAAGACAAGGCAGAGAAGAAGCUGUUUGGCUUUGCCUUCACACCACUGAUGAGAGAGGACGGGACAACGUUGUCAGACGAGAGUCACGAGCUCUAUGUCUACAAGUGUGACGAGAAUGCUACGUUCAGUAACCACGCGUUGUAUCUGGGUCUGCCCUGCUGUAAGGAGGACUUCAUCGGCUGUCCCAACGUUCCCUCCAGCCUCAUCUUCCAACGCAGCACGAAGGAGACCCUCUGGAUCUCCACACAGCUCUCCUCCACCAAGCUCACACAGAAUGUGGACCUGCUUGCGUUGUUGAAGUGGAAGGCCCACCCAGACAGAGUGAUGGACAUCCUGGGGCGACUACGUCAUGUCAGUGGAGAGGAGAUCGUCAAGUUCCUCCAAGACAUUUUGGACACCCUGUUUUCCAUUCUGGAUGACAACACUGACAAGUAUGGUCCUCUGGUGUUCCAGUCACUGGUGUUCAUCAUUAAUCUGCUCAGGGACAGCAAGUACUAUCACUUCCGUCCCGUCAUGGACACUUACAUCCAGAAGCACUUUGCUGGAGCGCUGGCGUACAAAGAGUUGAUCCGCUGUCUGAAGUGGUACAUGGACCGUUCUGCAGAAGUGGUGAAGCAGGACCACAUCCAGGAGGCCAUGAGGGCUCUGGAGUACCUGUUGAAGUUCAUUAUCCAGUCUCGGAUCCUGUACUCCCGUGCUACCUGUGGUAUGGAGGAAGAACAGUUCAGAGCCAGCAUCCAGGAGCUCUUCCAGUCCAUCCGCUUUGUCCUCAGUCUGGACAGCCGCAGCUCUGAGACACUCAUCUUCACACAGGCGGCGCUCCUGAACUCGUUCCCGGCCAUCUUCGACGAACUGCUUCAGAUGUUCACAGUCCAGGAAGUGGCAGAGUUCGUACGGGGCACGCUGGGCAGCAUGCCGAGCACCGUACACAUCGGACAGUCCAUGGACGUGGUCAAACUGCAGUCCAUCGCUCGCACCGUGGACAGCCGCCUCUUCUCCUUCCCAGAGUCUCGUAGGAUCCUGCUUCCCGUGGUCCUGCAUCACAUCCACCUCCACCUGAGACAGCAGAAAGAGCUGCUCAUCUGUUCUGGCAUCCUCAGCAGUAUCUUCUCCAUCAUCAAGACCAGCUCUCUGGACACCCCGGUGCAGGAGGACAUAGAGAUGAUGGUCGAGUCUCUCCUGGAUGUGCUACUCCAGACCCUGCUGGCCAUCAUGAGCAAGUCUCAGUCCCAGGAGGCGGUAAGAGGACAGCGCUGCCCACAGUGCACGGCUGAGAUCACUGGAGAGUAUGUGUCCUGCCUCCUAUCCCUGCUGCGUCAGAUGUCUGAAAUCCAUUUCCAACAUCUGCUGGACAACUUCCAGAGCAAAGAGGAGCUGAAGGAGUUCCUGUUGAAGAUCUUUUGUGUGUUUCGUAACCUGAUGAAGCUCAGUGUCUUUCCCCGGGACUGGAACGUGAUGAGGCUGCUGACCAGCAACAUCAUAGUGACGACAGCCCAGUGUCUGUCCCCGGCUCUGAACAAAAACUUCACCGAAGCCGACUUUGAUUUCAAGGUGUGGAACUCAUACUUCAGUCUGGCUGUUCUCUACAUCAACCAGCCCAGCCUACAAUUAGAGAACACCACACCAGCCAAGAGGAAGAAUGUGUUGGACAAGUAUGGUGACAUGAGGGUGAUGAUGGCCUACGAGCUCUUCAGCAUGUGGCAGAACCUUGGUGAGAACAAGAUCCACUUCAUCCCAGGUAUGAUAGGUCCCUUCCUGGGUGUGACCCUGGUGCCUCAGGGGGAGGUCAGGAACAUCAUGAUCCCUAUCUUCCACGACAUGAUGGACUGGGAGCAGAGGAAGAACGGGAACUUCAAACAGGUGGAGGCAGAGCUGAUUGACAAGCUAGACAGUCUGGUGUCUGAGGGGAAAGGAGAUGAGAACUACCGCGAGCUCUUCAGCCUGCUAACCCAGCUCUUUGGGCCUUACCCCAGCCUGCUGGAGAAAAUCGAGCAGGAGACUUGGAGGGAGACGGGAAUCUCCUUCGUCACCUCUGUCACGCGGCUGAUGGAACGUCUGUUGGACUACAGGGACUGCAUGAAAGGAGACGAGACAGAGAACAAGAAGAUUGGCUGUACUGUCAACCUGUUGAACUUCUACAAGUCAGAGAUCAACAAGGAGGAGAUGUACAUCCGCUACAUCCACAAGCUGUGUGGCAUGCACCUCCAGGCUGAGAACUACACAGAGGCUGCGUUCACACUGCUGUUGUACUGGGAGCUGCUGCAUUGGGAGGAGAGGCCUCUGAGGGAGUUCCUCCACUACCCAGCCCAGAGCGAGUGGCAUCGCAAAGAGGGCCUCUGUCGUAAGGUCAUCAACUACUUCAACAAGGGCAAGUGCUGGGAGUAUGGGAUACCGCUGUGCAGAGAGCUGGCUUACCAGUAUGAGACCCUGUACGACUACCAAAGCCUCAGCUGGAUAAGGAAAAUGGAGGCAGCGUACUAUGACAACAUCAUGGAGCAGCAACGUCUAGAACCUGAGUUCUUCAGGGUGGGCUUCUACGGACGCAAGUUCCCCUUCUUCCUAAGAAACAAGGAGUUUGUCUGUCGUGGUCAUGACUACGAACGUUUAGAAGCCUUCCAGCAAAGGAUGCUGGGAGAAUUCCCACAAGCCAUUGCCAUGCAACACCCUAACCAACCAGACGAGGCCAUUUUACAGUGUGACGCCCAGUACCUCCAGAUCUACGCCGUUUCGGCGGUACCGGAGAACGUCAACGUUCUCCAGAUGGACCGGGUUCCAGACCGCAUCAAGAGCUUCUACCGAGUCAACAACGUGCGUCGUUUUCGCUACGACCGGCCCUUCCACAAAGGAUCCAAAGACCGAGAGAACGAGUUCAAGAGCUUGUGGAUCGAGAGGACUACGCUGAUCCUCACACAUCCUCUCCCUGGUAUCUCCCGCUGGUUUGAGGUGGAGAAGAGAGAGCUGAUUGAGGUGAGUCCUCUGGAGAAUGCCAUCUACGUGGUGGAGAACAAGAACCAUGAGCUACGGACCCUGAUCAGCCAGUACCAACACAAGCAGCUCCAUGGCAACAUCAACCUGCUCUCCAUGUGUCUCAAUGGGGUCAUUGACGCUGCCGUCAACGGGGGCAUCGCUAGAUACCAGGAGGCCUUCUUUGAUAAGGAGUACAUCGGCAGUCACGCAGAGGACACGGAGAAGAUCACUUCUCUCAAAGACCUCAUGCAGGAACAGGUUCACAUCCUGGGGGCGGGGCUUGCGGUCCAUGACAAGCUGGUGCACCCUGAAAUGCGUCCCCUGCACAAGAAGCUGAUAGAUCAGUUCCAAAUGAUGAGGAGCAGUCUCUAUGGUCUGCCUGGGCUGGACAAGCUGAGUCCUGCCUGUUCUGGUGCCAGCACCCCUAGAGGCAUCCUGGCUACGCACAGCCCCAUGAGCCCCGACAGCUUCAAAGUCAUGCACAGGCACAGUCCACUGAAUCUGUUGGGGUCUAUCCGCCACUCGUCCUCCUCACUGUCCUCUCACACCUCCAGUGAGACGAAUAAUCUGGUGAUCCUGACGGACGGCAUGGUGGUGGAACACCCCGAGGAUGUCUACCGUAUGCAGGUCUGUCUCCACGCGAGGGUAGUGCCCGCUGUACCCACAGACAGGACUCUCAGCCAUCCAAGUCCUUCCUCCUCCAGCCUGAGCUCCACCCACUCAGCACCCUCCCAGAUGGUCAACUCCUCCAACAGCAUCAGAGUAGGCUCCCCGUCGCUGCCUGAUAAAUACCGGAACAAUCGUGAGAUGUUGAUGCUGCUGCCUCCUCACCGUGAAAGACCCAGCUCCGCCAUGUACCCCAACAUCACUGAGAACGGACAGGUACAGCCAACCAACUUCCAGCGAGCGUUGUUCCACCAGGUGAUUGGUCCAUGCAAGCCCUGCAGCGACCCUAACCUGUCUGUGGCAGAGAAAGUCCUGACCACUCCUAGCAGCUGGAGUCUGGACAGUGGUACCAGAGAGGUGUUGCCAUUCCUGUCCACCCACGUUGGGAGUGUGAUGGCCCCGCCUGUCCCGCCCCGCAGCCUGCCCCACGGACACUUCUCCAUGCACUUUGAUGCUUUCCACCACCAGAACAGCGACCUCCCUCCAGCUCUCCCUGCGCGCUCCUCUUUACGAAAGUCAGCCUUGCACCCUAUACCUGCCUCGCCCACCAGUCCCCAGUCCCAGUCCGGCCUGGAUGGCAGUAACUCUACCCUGUCUGGUAGCGCCUCCUCCGGCGUCUCCUCCCUGAGCGAGAGCAACUUCAUGGGCCAGUCAUGUUCCACCGAGUCCCAUGGAACAACCAGACACCCAGCAGAUGCCCUGGAUACUGUCUCCGUCACCCCCAGCAUGGCACACUCUACCUGGGCCACGGACGGAGAGGACCUGGGCAUGGACUCCCCCUCUGGUUCCUACCUGCCUGUGCGCUACAGUGUCUCUGAGUCAGAGAUCCUGGAUGGCUCCAAGCCCCCUCCCUGUCGUAGCCACUCCUCCCCUGGGGUGAUCACCCCACUCAUCACCAAUAUCGUGGUUCCAAUCAGCCCCGUCCUCCCAGAGGCCCAUACCCUUAACAUCCAGAACCUGCCCCACUACCGCCACCAGCCUCCGCCUGCCCUGCCCCCCAAGCCCUACCUGAGAGAGGGGUGUAUUCCUGAGGAGGAGGGGUGUAUACCAGCCAGGCCCAUGCCCAUGCCACGCAAGAUCUCUCAGCCUCUCAUCACCUCUAAGGAAGAGCAGGCCAAAGUGGCGUGGGAGCACGGCAUCGCCGAAGAGUGAAGAGGAGGCCUGGGGGUGUAUUCAGACAGUGAUGUGAAACAUUCUGAACAUUCCAGAUAGAAAUAGAUUAGAUAGAGCAGACGCACAUGAUUUCCCCUUAUUCUUUCUGACAGACAAUCAUAUAUGUUCUACAUUAAAUAUAUUUCUAUCU
Molecule: messenger RNA, 7118 nt
Organism: Oncorhynchus mykiss (rainbow trout)
Lineage: Eukaryota; Metazoa; Chordata; Actinopteri; Salmoniformes; Salmonidae
Source: RefSeq, a predicted model, not a curated record